Danaus plexippus (monarch butterfly) is the source of this 1509-nucleotide messenger RNA. RefSeq lists its product as uncharacterized. The transcript has 8 exons. The record is from RefSeq and is a predicted model, not a curated record. Lineage: Eukaryota; Metazoa; Arthropoda; Insecta; Lepidoptera; Nymphalidae. The coding region runs from base 155 to 1192 and encodes 345 amino acids.
GGGGGAAUGGGGAAGGUUCUGGGCGGGAACACGAAACGCGCCAGUGCGCGCCCGCUCUGGUCCGACACUCAACGUCGGCUCGUCAGCGACACAACACAUCGCUAUUAUACGAAAAUUAUUUUAAUCGAAAACGAGCACGACAUAAAACGCCAAAAUGUUUAAAAGUCAUUUAGAAAUGAUCGGCAGAAAUGAGACGCCGUCGAAGAAAGCCAGAUUUUGGCAAUCCUUCGUUCGGUCUCUAAAAGGAUCGGAAGACAUCAGGGCCGAGGAAAGAUACCGGCCGACACGUCGUAGCGUGUUCCCUGAGUUGCUGUCAACUUACCCAUACAGCAAAUCCAUCUAUGACGAUCCCAUCGGCGCCGCUGAGAGGAUAACCGUCCCCGGCUACCGCUACCUCCCCGUCCACCGUGAGGUCUACGGAUACUCACCGCGUCCAAUCUACGCCCACAACUACCCUCGAUCCCUCGAUCACUACAGGCCAAUUUACCAUGUCCCAAGACGUGUGCGAAGAGGCGUCGACCCCUUCGACGCUCACAAGGCGUGGCAGGAUCAUUUGGACAGGAUGGCCGCCAUCGACCGCCUUUACCCAUCCCGUUACGGACUGUACUUGAAGGACCGAGCCUAUCCCAUCACCGACCUGACCGCACCCAUCAUCGACCCACUCUCGCCCAAGAGCCUCAAAGGCAUCGAAUAUGAACCCGACAACAAGCCUCACUGGGGAUCAGGAGCGUUGCCGGCCAGACUAUCGGACGUGUUCAAUAAGGAUCCAUUUUUUGCUGAUGCCGAAAAAUGGGCUGAUUUUGACCGAUCGCUCCGAGGGAGAUCCCCUACACCCGUGAAGCCAAGGAUAAGUCAACCCCGAGAUUGUGAAGUUGCAUUUGAUGCUGACGGUGCUCCACUAUUCAACGCUGGCGGACUGAGGCGUAGGCCCUGGGCUGACAUUUUCAACCCUAGCCCUUCCUUGCCCAUCUCGGCGAUCACCCGGGACCCCUUCUGGUACGACUGGCCGGAGCUGAGGCCCAUGGCUCGUUGGGACCGCAGCCCCUCCUACAUCCGUGACUCGUACCUCUCGCCGGUCAAACGCACCUUCCUCUGGGACAAACAUCCGAUCAGGCCUUUAGAUCUUAUGGUGGAAGACAGAUUCACUGUGGAUGAUUUAAGCAAGACUUUUCCGUUCAUACGUAGCCUAUAAACGAGCUACAGAUAUUACUUCGAUGGCUGCUGCUUUCUAAACGGCCUGUCAUCGACGUUACUUGAUAAGUUAUAAUGCCUACUAUAACAUUUAUUUUCUAUUUUCUUCCUGUCUACAUUUUGACUAUGUUACGAAAUUUUAUAAAAGAACUCUAUUCAGUACAUAAUUUAUUUAAGAUCUCAAAGACUGCAAUAAUCGACAUAGUCACUGCCACGGAAAUGAACUUUGUUACAAUAAAAUUGUUUAUACUAUAAUUAUUUUAUUUUUAUGUACUUUAAAAUAUUAAAAAAAUAUAUAAUAAAAUAUAUAAAAAUCAA